Podospora pseudocomata is the source of this 1002-nucleotide messenger RNA. RefSeq lists its product as uncharacterized. Bases 1 to 1002 code for a protein of 333 amino acids. The record is from RefSeq and is a predicted model, not a curated record. Lineage: Eukaryota; Fungi; Ascomycota; Sordariomycetes; Sordariales; Podosporaceae. The transcript has a single exon.
AUGCAAUCCGUCCUCCAAUCCAUCACCGGCCUCGGCCCAACCCCCGUCCACCCCUCCAACCUGGACGGCAAAGUCGCCAUCGUUACUGGCGGCGCCCUCGGAAUCGGCUUCGAAGUCUCUCGCGCCCUCGCCAACGCCGGCUGCAGAGUGAUUAUGGUCAACCGCAAAGAAGAGCAAGGCGACGACGCCAUCUCCACCAUCAAGUCGGAGUCGCCGAAUGCGCAAGUCGAAUGGAAGGGCUGCGACCUCGGCUCGCUCAAGGAAGUCAGAGAGGUCUUCUCCGACCUUCGAAACUCGCUCGAUCGGUUGGAUUAUUUGGUUUUGUCGGCGGGGAUCAACACUAAUCAGUAUGGGCUUGAUGCCGAUGGGAUUGACAGGCACUUUGGGGUGAACUUUCUGGGGCACUUUUACGCGGUGAAUCAGCUUUGGCCUUUGCUGCGCAAGACGGACAAGGAGCUUGGGGGAAAGCCGAGGGUGGUGUUUGAGGCGAGCGAGAUGCAUAGGGGGGCGCCGAAGAAUGUGCAUUUUGCCAGUUUGGAGGAGAUCAAUGAUGAGAAGUUGGGGCCAACGGAGUUGUAUGCGAGGACGAAGCUUGCCAUGAUUUUGUUUGCAAAGUAUGGGCUUGCCGGGAAGGUGAUUAAGGAGAAUGGAGAUGGGAUUAUUGCUGUUUCGGUGCAUCCUGGGGCGGUCAAUACUGCGAUGCAGCAGCAGUGGAAGGAUGCAUAUCCGGGGAUUACGGGCAAGUUGCUGACGUGGGCGAUGUUGUCGUUUGGGAGGGAUGUGGAGCAGGGUUCUUAUAGUGCGUUGUGGGCAUUGACGAGUCCUAAGAUUGAGGAGGAGAAUAUGAAUGGGUGGUACUUUAAUGAUCCUGAUACGCCGGGGAAGGAGUCGGCGCAGGCUUCGGAUGAGAAGUUGGGGACUGCAUUGUUCGAUUUGUCGGAGAUGAUUAUCAAGGAGAAGGUUGGAGAGGAUGCUCUUGUUGACUGGAAGGAGUGUGCUUAA